UUUCCAAACCUUUCUGCGGGACUCGGAUUUCAGCAGCAGGGUCUUAUACGUUAGCUCAUUUACACUAAAGUGAUCCUGUGAUUUGAAAAGACGCGAUUGCACCGUUUAAAAAAAAAUAACACUUGUCAAAAAAAAAAAGAACAGAGAAAAGGGUGAGCAACUCACAAAAAAAAGGUCGCUCACCCCGAAGUGUUUCAUUAUUCAUGUUUACUAAUAACAUCUCUGACGUGCGGAAAAGACAGAAGUCUAAUUACUUUUACUGCACAGGCUGCUGAAAACGACAGAGCGCCCCCUGUUUCGGAAAAAAAAGUAGAAAACUAGGCACUCAGGUCUCGGAAGAAGACAAAUAAAGGAUACUGAAAGGCUAACGCGCAGGAGAGAAAAUGCGGAGUCGGAGUAACUCCGGGGUGAGGCUCGAUGGCUACGCCAGGCUGGUGCAGGACACCAUUCUUUGUCAUCAGAAUGCCGUCACGGGACUGCUCCCGGCCAGCGACGAGCAGCGGGACGCCUGGGUGCGAGACAACGUGUACAGUAUCCUGGCGGUCUGGGGCCUGGGGAUGGCCUACCGCAAGAACGCCGACCGCGACGAGGACAAGGCCAAAGCCUUUGAGCUCGAGCAGAGUGUUGUGAAACUGAUGCAAGGGCUGUUGCAGUGCAUGAUGAGGCAGGUGGGCAAAGUGGAAAAGUUCAAACACACCCAGAGCACAAAGGAUUGCCUCCACGCCAAGUACCACACCGGAACGUGCAGCACCGUUGUGGGCGAUGACCAGUGGGGGCACCUGCAGGUGGAUGCGACGUCCCUGUACCUCCUCUUUCUGGCACAGAUGACUGCAUCAGGUCUACGCAUCAUAUCGAAUUUGGACGAAGUUUCAUUUAUUCAGAACCUUGUGUUUUACAUUGAAGCUGCCUACAAAGUUGCUGAUUACGGGAUGUGGGAGCGUGGCGACAAGACGAACCAGGGGAUCCCCGAACUCAACGGCAGCUCCGUGGGGAUGGCCAAGGCAGCGCUAGAAGCAAUCGAUGAGCUGGACCUGUUUGGGGCCCAUGGAGGACCGACGUCUGUUAUUCACGUUCUGCCCGAUGAGGUGGAGCACUGCCAGUCUAUUCUGUGCUCCAUGUUGCCUAGAGCCUCCACUUCAAAGGAGAUUGACUCAGGACUGCUAUCUGUCAUCUCCUUUCCGGCUUUUGCUGUGGAAGAUGCAGACCUGGUGAACAUCACAAAGAAUGAGAUCAUCACUAAACUGCAGGGUCGUUAUGGCUGCUGCAGAUUUCUCAGAGAUGGCUACAAAACGCCUAAAGAGGACCCCAGUCGUCUGCACUACGACCCUGCUGAGCUAAAACUGUUUGAAAACAUAGAAUGCGAAUGGCCGGUUUUUUGGACAUACCUCAUAUUGGAUGGCAUUUUUAAUGGAGAUCACGUACAGGUACAAGAGUACAGGGAGGCGCUGGAGGGGAUUCUCAUUCGAAAGAAGAACGGCAUCCGUUUGAUACCUGAGCUGUAUGCUGUACCAGCUGACAAGGUGGAGGAGGAAUACCAGAACCCGCACACCGUGGAUCGGGUGGCCAGUGGGAAGCUCCCACACAUGUGGGGCCAGUCUCUGUAUAUCCUGGGCUGCCUUCUGGCUGAGGGAUUUCUGGCGGCGGGAGAGAUUGACCCACUGAACAGAAGAUUCUCAACAUCCUUCAAACCCGACGUUGUCGUGCAAGUGUGCCUGGUGGCAGAGUCCGAGAAGAUCCAGACGCUGCUGCGGAAGAAUGGCUUGGACGUCCAGACGGUGGCAGAUGUCCUCCCUAUCCGCGUCAUGCCAGCCCGCAUCCUCAGCCACAUCUACGUCAAGCUCGGUAAUAACAAGAAACUGCAGUUGAGUGGGCGGCCAUAUAGACACAUUGGAGUUCUGGGAACCUCCAAGCUGUAUAUUAUAAGAAACCGUAUCUACACAUUCACGCCGCAGUUCAUUGACCAACACCACUUCUACCUGGCCCUGGACAAUCACAUGAUUGUGGAGAUGUUGCGCACAGAGCUGGCCUACCUCUCAUCUUGCUGGAGAAUGACCGGACGGCCCACACUCACCUUCCCCAUUACGCACAGCAUGCUCACUGAAGGUGCUGAGAAUAUUGAUCCAGCCAUACUGGCCACCCUCAGAAAAUUGCAAGACGGAUACUUUGGAGGAGCAAGGGUGCAGGCAGGCCAGCUGUCCGGCUUCCUCACCACCUCUUUCCACACACACCUGAGCUUCCUGGACACAGACUGUGAUGAGGCCUUGCUGGAGGAGGACGACGAGUGCGACAGCGUCAGUGGUGAAGAGUACCAAGACAAGGAGGACCCACAGGAGUGCGUCGACACAGAUAACUCAAAAGAUGAGCUGGAUCGAUACAUCGACCAUUUGCUCCAGAGUACAGUUCAGAAGUCCCACCUCCCGUCCAUCUGCCCCCGGCCGGGGCAGCAGCAUGUGUUCAGCGCGGAGCACACCACUCGAGACAUCCUGUCCAUGGUGGCCAAGGCCCAGGGUCUCCAGGUGCCCAAAGUCUCCAUGUAUUUGCCAACUGCUCCAGUCAUGAAUAGACACCGCAAGUCUCUGAACCUUUUGGAAGUACCACAUUCAUACCAUGCCAAGGACCCUAGCUCUGACCUCCACCUGCCCCGUGAUGCCCAUGGAAAUGUGGACUGUGAAUCCCUUAUGGAGCAGCUGAAAGAGUGUCCUACUCUGCAAGACCAGGCAGACAUACUCUACAUCCUCUAUGUCAUAAAGGGCCCGGGCUGGGAUGUGAAGCUGCCAGGGCAGAGUGGGGUGACGGUGCACAGCCUGCUCAACGAGCUCUAUGGCAAGGCUGGCAGCUGUAAGGAAUGGGGCCUGAUCCGCUACAUCUCGGGCAUGCUGCGCAAGAGAGUGGAAGUGCUGGCAGAGGCCUGCACCGAUCUCAUUUCACACCACAAGCAGCUGACAGUGGGUCUGCCUCCGGAGCCCCGGGAGAAGGUCAUAACAGCCCCCCUGCCCCCCGAGGAGCUCAACAGACUGAUCUAUGAAGCUAGUGGGCAGGAUAUCAGCAUUGCUGUCCUCUCUCAGGAGAUCAUUGUUUACCUGGCCAUGUACAUCAGGUCUCAGCCUGCACUGUUCGGAGACAUGCUGAGGCUGAGGAUCGGGCUCAUCAUCCAGGUCAUGGCCACAGAGCUGGCCCGUAGUUUGCACUGCUCGGGUGAAGAGGCUUCUGAAAGUUUAAUGAAUCUGAGCCCUUCUGACAUGAAAAACCUUCUUCAUCAUAUCCUGAGUGGGAAGGAAUUUGGGGUGGAGAGAAGUGUGCGGCCUGUCGAAUCAUCUGCCACCAGCCCAGCCAUAUCAAUCCAUGAACUGGGCCACACUGGAGCAACCAAGACGGAGCGCACAGGGAUCAGCAAACUCAAGAGUGAUAUGAAGCAGCUGGAGGACCCAAGGGCACAGAGUAUCUUUUUCAGUGGUCAUUCCAUUGGCAGCAGUGUAACGUCUCCUCGGUCAACGAGGUGCAGCAGUCCUUCCUCCCCCAGCGGCACCCUCUCUCCCACGGGCGCCGGAGCCCCACACCUGCACUGGGAGGAGCGACAGGGGCAGUGGCUGCGCAGGAGGCGUCUGGACGGGGCCAUUAACCGAGUGCCCAUGGGCUUCUACCAGAAGGUGUGGAAGAUCCUGCAGAAGUGUCAUGGUUUGUCCAUUGAUGGCUAUGUACUGCCUUCUUCAACCACUCGAGAGAUGACGGCGUGUGAGAUCAAGUUUGCGGUGCAUGUGGAGUCAGUACUGAACCACGUCCCCCAGCCGGAGUACAGGCAGCUCCUGGUAGAGGCCAUCCUGGUGCUCACGCUAGUAGCUGACAUGGAGGUUCAGAGCGUUGGAGGUAUCAUCCAUAUCGACCGCAUCGUCCACAUGGCCAACGACCUCUUCCGCCAAGACCAGAAAGCCCUCGGAGCCAGUGAGUUUUUUCUGGAGCAGGAUCCGGCCACUGGAAUUUGCACGUUUUUCUAUGACAGCGCCCCUAGUGGCAGCUAUGGCACCAUGACGUACCUCUCCAAAGCCGUCGCUACCUAUGUGCAGGACUUUCUUCCCAGUACUAGCUGCCUCAUGCAGUGAAAAUAAAGCAUACUUUUUAUUGGUUUUACUGUUUUACUAGAAUAGUGUAAAAUACCAUUCUUUUUAUAGCUUUUAAUCAGGGUGAUACACAGACCAUUAUUAUUUAUUGUUUUGUAAUAUUUUAAUUUAUGAUAUCAAGGUAUGAUCUGUGAUUGCCUUACAAAUUAUUUAAAUACACCUACUUGAAUAAUUGAUACCAGUGUACUUGAAGGUACUGUACCUUUAUGUAAUGAAUUUAAUGUUUUGCUGUGAUAAAUAUUUAUUAACAAUACAGGACGUCUUUAGAGUGAUAGACUUGAAUAUAGAUACAUAUUUUGUUAAGUGUCUAAUAGGUUAAAUAAUACAUUUUUGGUUAACAGGAAGUUCUGUUAGAAUGACAGUUGUGUGAUAAAAUGUAGGCUAGGUUCAACAUUAUUGGCAGAUGAGUUAAGUUUGAUUAUUUUUCUUUUUUUAAUGGAGAAAUACCCGGUUGAAGUUUUUCUUUACUGUGUGUGGUGAGUCACGUCACAUAUGUGAGUAAUACAGUUUCACGAUAGCUAUAAAGGUAACGAAACCGAGACAGUGGAAGGGAUUGAAUACCACAAAUUGAUGUUAUCAGUGAAUUAUGAACAGUUUUUCUGGUUAAUUGGUUCAGUGAUUGCUGGACUUGAGGGGAGUUUAUGUUCUUGGUUAUUCUGAAGGCAGUUUGCAAAAACAAAGUCUGAACGGGGACAAGUUUAUUAUUAAAUCAGAAAGAUGAAUUCUGGCAAUAUUCCUCUCAAAUGUGCAUAAAUGUAUCAGAAUUCAUACUCUUUAGUGUCUCAUGUUACAUUAACUGACUUUUUUUUCAGUAGGAAACAAGUGCCAUUCGUUUUUUAUUUGGUUUAAAAGGGCUAAAAGCACUUGUCUUAGGGACUCCUAUUUAAAAUGUAUUUUGAACAGACAGAUGCUCUUUGGUCAAGUCUUCAUCACUGUCAUGCUCCUCCUCAGUCAUUGUAAACAUAAAAUUCCCUUCAGAGUUUUAAAUUGUAUAAGAAUGUGUUCAGCAUCCUGCCUGACCUUUAAAUAUAGGACAUUGUUUCUCCUCGACACAUUGCAAAGAUCUUUACAAUUAUUCUCACUGUGUUGUUUUUGCUAUCACUACAAAGUUAGAGCAUUAUAAAUUUUCCACUGGUCACAUUAUUUUCUGAUAUUCACAUCAUGAGGUUUUUAUUUUAUUAUGUACUAUAAUUUGAAUCUUUUGCCAUUUAUCUGCCCACGGUGUCCUGUUUAUUGUAGUAGUUAGCUCAUCUCACCUUAUGUCCACUCUUCCUUUGGUAUGAAUUUGAUCUUAUCUUUU
Molecule: messenger RNA, 5415 nt
Organism: Lepisosteus oculatus (spotted gar)
Lineage: Eukaryota; Metazoa; Chordata; Actinopteri; Semionotiformes; Lepisosteidae
Source: RefSeq, a predicted model, not a curated record